Pogoniulus pusillus (Red-fronted tinkerbird) is the source of this 2086-nucleotide messenger RNA. It is a transcript of the gene PRRX1, whose product is annotated as paired related homeobox 1. Gene Ontology annotation, biological process: regulation of transcription by RNA polymerase II. Gene Ontology annotation, molecular function: DNA-binding transcription factor activity, RNA polymerase II-specific; RNA polymerase II cis-regulatory region sequence-specific DNA binding. The record is from RefSeq and is a predicted model, not a curated record. Bases 334 to 1071 code for a protein of 245 amino acids. Gene Ontology annotation, cellular component: nucleus. The transcript is spliced from 4 exons. NCBI's taxonomy places the organism in Eukaryota, Metazoa, Chordata, Aves, Piciformes, Lybiidae.
GAGGCGGAGGGACGGGGCGCACCCGCCCCGGCCGCCCCACAGCCACCCUACGCUUCCCGGCCGGCGGCAGCUCCCCGUGUCCCGGAGCCCUAAGCCGUCCGCCGCCCCUGCUGCUGCCUCUCCCCUCCGGCAUGUUUUAAGUCCGGUUCUGUCCGCUCCUCUUCGGGCUUCCUGUCCUGCAGCCGUAGAGUCCCGUUCCCGUUUCCCUCCCUUGCCCCCCCAGCCCCCCGCUUCGGUCUGUGCGCAUCCUCCCUGGAAGGGCCGGCGGCUGGGGGGGAGCGGGGGCGGUGGGCGCCCGGCGGGGGCGAGGGCAGAAAAGCCUCGCUCGACACCAUGGCGUCCAGCUAUGCCCACGCCAUGGAGAGGCAGGCCCUGCUGCCCGCCCGCCUCGACGGUCCCGCCGGCCUGGACAAUUUACAAGCCAAGAAGAACUUCUCCGUGAGUCACCUGCUGGACCUGGAGGAGGCAGGCGAUAUGGUGGCCGCCCAAGCGGAGGAGGGCGGCGGAGAGCCCGGCCGGAGCUUGUUGGAGUCCCCUGGGCUGACCAGCGGCAGUGACACUCCGCAGCAGGACAAUGAUCAGCUGAACUCAGAGGAGAAGAAGAAAAGAAAGCAAAGGAGGAACAGGACUACCUUCAACAGCAGCCAGCUCCAGGCAUUAGAGAGGGUCUUUGAGAGAACACACUACCCUGAUGCCUUUGUACGGGAAGACCUUGCACGCAGAGUCAACCUCACCGAAGCCAGAGUCCAGGUGUGGUUCCAGAACCGGAGAGCCAAGUUUCGCCGGAAUGAGAGGGCGAUGCUAGCCAGCAAGAAUGCCUCUCUGCUCAAAUCCUACUCAGGGGAUGUGACCGCUGUGGAGCAGCCCAUAGUACCUCGCCCAGCUCCAAGACCCACUGACUAUCUCUCCUGGGGUACUGCCUCGCCUUACAGUGCCAUGGCCACCUACUCUGCCACAUGUACCAAUGCCAGCCCAGCACAGGGCAUGAACAUGGCCAACAGUAUUGCCAACCUGAGACUGAAGGCAAAGGAAUAUAGUUUACAGAGGAAUCAAGUGCCCACAGUCAAUUAAUGACUGGAGGCAGGUGCUUUGCAGAAGAAAAUAUAACAGCACCCGUCCUGCUUUGCAACUUGUCUAUGCUGAAAGAAAACCAAACCAAACCAAGACAACCACAACAACAAAGCCAAACAUAAAAAACCACCCAAAACCCCCCUCAAAAAAAACACCAAAAAAAGGAAAAAAUAAAAUAAAAUUAAAAAAAAAGAAGAAUUAAAAAAGCCAACCCUAACCCAGAACUGAAUAUGGGGACCAAACUGGGAGCAAACUGAAUCGCUCAUGAGUGACUAGGUUCCUCCUUCCUAUUUUUGGGAUAAUGCCACCUUUUUUUUUCCCCUCUUGUUAUUGUCAGGUUUAUUGCUUCUGCUCAAUAUACUACGAGCUUCUUCAGUAAAGGACAGUCUCAUCCUUGUUGGUUUCCAUUUUUGUAUGGGACUGCAAAAAGAAACCUCUGCCAAUCUCAGCCUAUGGACAUGUCCUACCUACCAUCAUGCUGAGAGGCAAAGCUUGCUCCUCUCCCCCCUGUCCCAGCUCACCCUAGAAGAAGAAGUUGGUCACUGCUUUCUAUUGUAUCCACUGCCCCUUCAUCCCUCCAGUCCCUUGUGCCACAGAGGCAGUGCUGUCAGCCUACAGGAAGCCCAUUGAUGCAACGAGAUGGAGUCACCCUGCCUGGGUUUGCCUGGACUAGUCUGAGACCUGAGGAGGGCAAGAUCUCCUUGGGCUUCACAGUGCUCUGUUGCUUUCUUGAGUACUCCCACCACUGCUGCCUUGAAAAGCCAAAGAAGAGACAAAAGUCCACGUGGGAGUGUGAGUGGAGGGGUGUAGUGGGGGGAGGGGGAUGUUGCUCUGUAGUGCCAAGAAUAUGACUGUUAGGAACCCCCUUUCUAUGCCUUACAGUUUGCGCCACAGGGAAAGGCGUUGUCCAGAUGCAUUUGUUUUAUAUAUACUGUAUAUAUUUAUAUAUAUAAGAUAUACAUGCAAGCUUGGUUGGUGUUUUUUAUUAAACAAAAUAAAAUCCAUUGAAAAUGUU